Molecule: messenger RNA, 3350 nt
Organism: Pichia membranifaciens NRRL Y-2026
Lineage: Eukaryota; Fungi; Ascomycota; Pichiomycetes; Pichiales; Pichiaceae
Exons: 1
Coding region: 102-3134 (1010 amino acids)
Biological process (GO): ubiquitin-dependent endocytosis
Cellular component (GO): cytosol; plasma membrane; cytoplasm
Molecular function (GO): ubiquitin protein ligase binding; protein-macromolecule adaptor activity
Source: RefSeq, a predicted model, not a curated record
UCAUUUGCUCAUGAAGAGAAGCGUAUUAUAUUCCUGUUAAACUAUUAGGACUAUACCUUGAAGUAAGUGCCAAUAACUAUAUAACGCGGUUAGACAAAGCCAUGCCUAAAGCAAAGAAGACUAAACUUCCACUUUUUGAUAUAAGAGUUCAUGCUGUUGAUAAGGACACAAUUUUAUUGAAGGGUGCUCCAACAGAGGCUUCUCCGACAAUGUUGUCGGGAGUCAUAGCCCUGUCAGCCACUGAACCUCUUCAAGUCAAGAGAAUGAAACUAAAGUUGUAUGCUACUUUGAGCUUUCGUUGGGAGGAAAAGUAUCAUAACCCCAAGGGCCAAGUAUUUUCCCAUCCCUAUAAAUUCACCAAAAUGGUUUAUUGUUUUGACUGGGACCCCAUCAAUCUAGAACGUUUUCUUCAUACUCAUGAUCCGCUUCAUUCGUCAUUUAUGGCGUCACGAAAUACAUCCUCCAACAGUUUAGAAAAUUUAAAUCAGAAUAUAGGCUUCACAACCGGGACGCUAACAAGAUCCAACCCUGGUUCAGCGUCAAAUUUGCGGAGAAUCGAUUCCAAUGCAACUCUGAACUCAAAGGAGUCCACUACCUCAGUAAGUGGUUUAGCCGCUCAACAAAAGCAAGGCCAAAAGAACAGCCAUCAACCGAGCAGCCACACUCGUACUAAAUCUGCGUCGAGUUUGUCUGCAAUCAAUCUGUCUUCGUUGACAUCACUGGGGAAUUCGAGCUCCAGCGACCUUGUUACUUUGGAGCCAGGGAAUUAUGAGUUUCCAUUUCAGGUAAUUUUGGAUGGAUCUAUUCCAGAGAGUAUUAUAGGCCAUCCUUGCUGCUCCUUGAUUUACAGGCUACAAUGCUCCAUUGAAAGAGGAAGAUUUUCCACACCCAUCCAUAGCAGAAAAUUACUACACGUUGUCAGAACAUUGUCCCCCGAUAAUGCAGAGUUAUCCGAAACAAUUGCAGUUGAUAACACUUGGCCAGAGAAAAUUGAUUACUCUAUAAGCGUCCCUACCAAAGCAAUUGCUAUCGGCUCGACCUGCCAAAUUUUUUUGGAUAUGGCACCAUUAUGUAAAGGACUAAAGUUGGGAUCAAUUAAAAUCAAAUUACUCGAAUACGCUAGCUUUUCCACUGCCACAGGUCAACAUACGGAAGAAAGAACGCUGACCACUAAACAUAUUCCUAAAAUAGUUUCAAAUUCAGAUGGAGUGGAUAUAUGGUCAGAUGAGGCUCCAACAGACGAAGAAGGAGUAUUUUAUAGAGGCCACAAUAUUGUUUUAUCACAAGAUAAAUGGAAUGUGAAAACUUCGAUUCAAUUACCACCCUCUUUGGAAAAAAUGACACAAGAUUUAGACAUUUCAAGUAUGUGCAAAGUUAGACACAAGCUAAAGUUUUCUGUGGGAUUAAUCAACCCCGAUGGGCACGUAAGUGAACUGCGUGCUACCUUGCCUGUCACCUUAUUUAUCAGUCCUUUUGUUCCAAUUAAGGUGAAAACUAUUGAGGCAUAUGAUGAUCCUUUUUUACAUUCUGUGUUUGAAGACGCAUCAAAUAAUCUACAAAGCGACAACAUCAUAUUUCAGCAUGAGGAUGUUAACUCAAAGGCUUUGUAUCAAAGACUUCAUCAAAAUGAUACACUGGAAACCAAUGCAGAAAAUUUGGUGCCUACACCCAACAUGAAUACUCAAGAUUUAAUGGCGCCACCAAAUUAUGAUGAUCGUAUCUAUGACCGUGUCUACGACCUGGAUUCCCAUUUGGAUCAGUUAGAUGAUCCUAUCACAGCUAAUGAUGAUGGAAGUACCGGAUUACCAAGUAGCCAAAUUAGCUCAACUCCGCAGACCAGAAAAAGCAAUGUCAUCAACAAUGUGAACGCAGAUGUAAACUUCGAUGUGGCAGAUAAAGGCGCAGAGAAUGAAGAUAGUAGAGGGCAAGGGAAUGGAGGGAUAGAAAAAGGAGACCAAGAAGAAGAAGAAGAAGAAGAGGAGGAGGAGGAGGAGGAGGAGGAAGACGAAGAUGGAGAAGUCGAUGAUACAGUAAACUCGUCUGACUUCGAUCCAUUUGCAGACAAUACUGAGGAAAAAGUUCAGAAGAAGUAUUUGAGGAAGUACAAAAAGCCUGUUUUUAGUAUUGCUGGGGACGAUGAUGACGAAAAUCCAGAUAUUUUGGAUCCUUUUGAUACGACUCCAAAUCUUUCCCCAUACCACCCCGAAAUACACGGUCGGCAAGAAAACGUUAUUCCUGGUCCUGCUUUUGAUUCAGGCGAACGAAUGCCUAUCAGCCAAUUCCCAUCUUCAAACCAUUUAAUAUCUCCAGGAGCAUUGUCGCCAGUGCAACAUUUAUCUCGUGCCACUUCAUUUAUUGGGGAUACAACCGGAUCGUUGCCUCUUUCAUCUUCUAUGUCUAGUAUGAGUCACAGCAGUACCAUGGAUGGGAAGGUGUUAAAAGAAAUGUUCAAUCCACCAUCUUAUGAAAUUGCCAUCCAUUCCAAUGCUAGCUUAAAAGAUCUCACUCCUGUCUAUGAUCCUCCACCAAAUGAUUUGCGAUCAAACUUGCAUAUAAUAGAUUCCAGAUUACGCAACCUCAGAUUGACAGGUUUGGAUCAGCAUCCACACCAGCACCGACACCAGCAAUCAGCUCCAUCAAUGUCCAACAAUUCAAAAUCUACCACUGCCCUGAAUCUUGCAAACAAGAGACAAAGUUAUGGACUUACUUUGCUUUCCCACGGACAUUAUCAAUCAAAUACACCACCGACACUUUCGAGAAACGUCUCAAACAAUUCUCUUUUAUCAAAAAUGAUGUCCAAGACCGGUACCAGUGUAGAGGAUCAUAUGAUCCAACAUACCAUAAGAACCACCAUACCACGGUUUGAAUUAGGUUCCCCAGGAAAUCGCAGUGUGGUGAGUACUCCGGGAGUAAUGCCAGACGGCUAUUUCUCUUCACAAGACAGCUCUUCUUAUUUCAGCGCUGCUAAUUCAAGUCCUAACCCAAACUCAAAUAAUGUAGCUAUGGGGCUAAUGAUCAGCCAACCAAAGGCUGCACAUGUUUUAGGAGAUACUACGGUUGACAUGAUGAACGAAAACCAACUAAGCAAAUCUUCCACUGGCCUUCAUAUUAAUCUCCGUCCUCAUUUUUCAUGAGAUCAUUGCUUGGAUAUUUAUAGAGACAUGUAUUUUGCACGUAGAAAGACAAGUAUAGAUGGAACAAAAUCUUUGAGUCUUGACGUUGAUGAACGGUCAUCAACAAAAAAAUCCCCGAGAAUUGCUAUGCUGCUCGGAGUACGGAGGCAAGCAUUACUCGAGACCAGGCGGAAAACACUACUCUUGUUAUGUUCUUGAGCAAACAAGGCGGUGCCG